AUGCUAAGAGUCAACAAUGUACUGAGAUCAACAAGUUUGGGGGGCUCUCCCCAAUACGGACGUCUGCAAGCUCUACCCCAACUUCAGCACAGCACUCCAGCCCGUCACAAACGCUCUGACGCACAAACUGACAGUCACGUUGUUCCGCCCGUUCUCCUGAACUUCCAGGAUGCGAAAGCAGCGUAUGAGUCGAAAAACAUGUUUGAACUGUUUAGAUCCCGUAUUGUGCUGCGUCUGUGUGGUAUUGAUUCCAUUGUAAAUAACAACGAGAAACUUUUGAAGUUCUCCAAAAUAAUGCUGCCGAAAAAGAUGUUUGAUUCUGUUAUGAGGAUGACAUUUUAUGGUCAGUUUGUCGGUGGAGCUGAUGUGAAUGAUCUACGACCAAAACUCUCAAAAAUGCAGGAGUACGGGGUGAAGCCCAUCCUGGAUUACUCAGUUGAAGCAGAUCUGAAGGAGGAUGAAACAGAUGAGAUUCCCGAGAUUGCUGUUACAGAAGUGCAUUAUCCUUACAAAGGAGAAGACAUUUGUGAGGAGAACUUGAAAAUGAUCCUGGAAUGUUUGGAGACAGCGAGCCAAGUUUGUGAUAAAAACGCAUUCUCCGCCAUCAAGGUCACAGGUCUGAGUAAACCCAACGCACUGCUUGAAGGCUCUCAUUUUUUGCAUCGGAUCCAGGAGUUGUAUAUCAAACAUUCCCAAACGUUUGAAGGUACGCUGCCCUCCUAUAUCAACACCAAGUACCUCCCUAAAGAUGUACUAGGACCCAAAGAACUUCUUGCAGAACUAAGAAUGACGCUCGAUAAUUUCCGAGCUAUGUUGACCAGUCUGGGCGCUGAUUUAAACGAAAGUGAAAUCACAGAUAUGUUUAAUUCAAUGUCUCCGGAUGAAAUGGGCCAUAUUAAAUACCACAGAUUCCGUGAAUUUUGCAUGCCUGGUCCACCUGAGAAACCACUCUACACCGUGUUAACACAUCUCAAUCUUCCUGAUGGUAAAAUUACAAUGAGUGCCGAUCACUUAGAAGCUCUUAAUAGAGUCGAAGAAAGACUGAUUGUGCUGUGCGACCGCGCAGUUGAGUUGGACGCCAAGAUACUCAUCGACGCUGAACAGACCUACUUCCAACCUAUGAUAGGCUACUUUGCGAACAAGAUGAUGUCCCGAUAUAACAAGGAAAACGUUCACGUGUUCAACACGUAUCAGUGUUAUCUUAAGUCCACCCCGUCCCAGCUUAUCUAUGAUGCAGAUAAAGCGAACGUGCUGGGUUACAAACUUGGCGCAAAGCUUGUCCGUGGCGCGUACAUGGAACAAGAACGCCAACGUGCGCUCGACCUUAACAAUGAGGACCCUAUAUACCCCGAUAAAGCACACACGAACUCAUGCUACCACAAUAUGGUUGAAAUCGUCCUGAAGCAGAUCGAAAGUCAGAAAUGUCAGGUGAUGAUAGCAUCCCACAACGAAUUCACCAUCCAGUACGUUGUGGAGCGAAUGAGACAGUCUGGCAUUUGUCCGGCAAACGGAGGUAUCUUCUUCGGACAGCUGCUUGGAAUGUGUGAUCAAGUCACGUACUUGUUAGGAGCAGGUGGGUACUGCAGCUAUAAGUACGUACCGUACGGACCCAUUGAGGCUGUGUUACCGUAUCUGUCCCGGCGUGCGUACGAGAAUAAGGGAAUGUUGAAGGGGAGUCAGAAGGAAAUUGAGCUGCUGAAAGGAGAGCUGAAGAGAAGGAGAUGGAGUGUGUUCAGUACUGCUAAUUAA
Bolinopsis microptera is the source of this 1749-nucleotide messenger RNA. RefSeq names its product proline dehydrogenase 1, mitochondrial-like. Gene Ontology annotation, cellular component: mitochondrion. NCBI's taxonomy places the organism in Eukaryota, Metazoa, Ctenophora, Tentaculata, Lobata, Bolinopsidae. The transcript has 2 exons. The coding region runs from base 1 to 1749 and encodes 582 amino acids. The record is from RefSeq and is a predicted model, not a curated record. Gene Ontology annotation, molecular function: FAD binding; proline dehydrogenase activity.